UUCACUAGUUUCCGAAACAAAAGCUAGUAUACGUAUUUAUUUAUAAUCCCUACAUAUAAUACGAUAGCUGUGCUCAUAUUAUAUGUGGAAACUACGUCAUUUGGUGUUUUAAUGCUAAUACCAAUGUCAUUGGAACGUGAGAAUUUUGAGAUUAAGGUGGAACCUGGUUGGGAGGAGCUCGGGGCUGCCCUGGCCAUGUACACGGACCAUGAAACAGAGAAACUGGACCCACAGACCGGCCAUUUAGAGGAGAUAAAGCUUGAGCCUGGUUGGACAAUCGAGGACAGCAAGAUUAACGAGAGUGUUGCGGGGGCCGGCCUGUACGUAGACCACAUUGUUAAGGAGGAGAUUGUGCUGGGCCCUGAGGUGAUAGAGCGGCCUAAAGUACCCUUACCUUACCCAGAAUACAGUGCAGCUUGUAGCCACACAGUGCCGUUGUGGCCUAAAUCCAAUAAUCAAGAGAGAUUUUAUAAGUGCCAUGCAUGUCGGAAAACAUUUGACCUAGAAGAUAGUCUAACAAGGCAUAUUUUUGCAGUUCAUGCUAAAAACGAAAUACCCAAAAUUAAUAAAAUGCACGUUUGCAAGAUUUGUUGCCAAAUUUUUCUAUCUAAAAAUGGUUUGACGGAACAUUUGAUGAUUCACUUUAAAAGUUCCAGAAACCUAAAGGAAAAUGUUUUUGUUAACAAAAGACGUAAUACGGGUAUAUUGAGGCGAGACAAAAUUAUUCCGCUUAACACUUUGACCAACAACACAUAUAUGCGUUCACCGUCAUACAAUAGCACGCCCCCUGGCAGUGAAUAUGUUAAUUUUGAAUGUAAAUAUGAUAAGACAGCAUCCACAGAAGAUGAAGAUUGCUGUUCACCCAAUAUAAAGCCAUACACAUGUCACGCAUGUCAGGAAAGUUUCGUCCUAGAAAAGUCCUUUGAUAAGCAUAUGUUAGAUAUUCAUGCGGAACCUAAAUUUCAAGAAGAACUUACUAUUGUACAAGCUCUAUCUGGCUCACGCGGUAAGGCACCAUACAAUUGUCAAAAAUGUCAUAAAACAUUUGACUCGGUAGAGAGUCUCACAAGGCAUAGGUUUGCUAUCCACACAAAACGUGAACCCGGCACACCCGAAAUUCAACAAUUAAGUUUAACCACCAGUAACAACUUGGUGGUAACAAGUGGCAAAAACCGAAUGCGUCCCUGCUAUUUUUGCUAUCAAUGGUUUGAAGAUAGAGAUGAUUUAAUGAAACAUGGAAUUUCACAUAGAAUUUGCCAGUGA
Molecule: messenger RNA, 1263 nt
Organism: Cydia amplana
Lineage: Eukaryota; Metazoa; Arthropoda; Insecta; Lepidoptera; Tortricidae
Product: zinc finger protein 107-like
Exons: 2
Coding region: 112-1263 (383 amino acids)
Biological process (GO): regulation of transcription by RNA polymerase II
Cellular component (GO): chromosome
Molecular function (GO): chromatin insulator sequence binding
Source: RefSeq, a predicted model, not a curated record